AUGACGAGCUUUCAAGGAAUCAGUUUUCUCUAUUAAAGUCCUUUUCUCCUCUUAGAUUGCCAUUCGUGUGAAAACCGAAGUACAAAAUGAAGUUCCUGGGCUGGAUGCGUCAUAAAUUCCGUGAAAAUAACAAAGCGCCAUGGAAAGAUGUUAUAACGGGAAACAACUGUUUCCGCCUUUCGACUCAUUCAUCCCUUGCUGACACCGCAUCAUAUGCUGAAUCCGGAUACAAUACUGAAUUCAUGAGGCAGCUCAACAAGUUCCAGGAAAGCUCCUUUCCAGAAUCCUCAGAUAAUACAGAAGAAAACCUCGAAGAUGAGAUGAUCAGUCAGCUCUUUCACGGAUUUCUUGCUAUUGGAACCCUUGGCGGAGAGCCAGCAGUGGAUGAACCGGGAACGCCCACAUUUGGCAUGUCGCUAGAGAACCCAAUAGAAGAAAAAGCAGAGGUGACACAGAAUGAUUUGAACUUCAUUAGUGAUGAGUUGGAAAAGUUCUUUGAGGCUGAAGCUGAAGGACAUGACCAACCAUCAGCAAGGAACAGUAACGCAAACACUAUUGCAUCUACCAUUAAGCCUCUCGAGGGAGAGAAUGCUAAAGAAGACAUCAAGACAACAAUAUUUCCACUUCAAGGGUAUCUUUUUGGUUCUUCAAUUGAACUACCAAAAACAAAAAUUGGAGCAACGAAAGAAAAGGCAUCACUUGGCGAGCUGUUUCAGAGAACAAACAUACAAGAAAAUUCGGAAUUCAAGUGCGAGAAUAAAUUGAUGCAAACCAAUCCAGCUCACCGGUCUGCAAAAAAUCCGAUGAAGAAGCUACUGAAAACGAUUCAUUCUUCUUCAAGGUUCUCCACGGGUGGAAAAACUGAUUCACCAUCCACAAAGAAGAAAUUCCAAAAGAUAAUCCAAAUCUUCCAUCGGAAAGUACAUCCUGAAAACUCCAUAACAGAAAGGGAAAUCAAUGGCAAAAUGAAAACUGCAGAAAGCACAGAACCAGAUUAUCUGGGGUUAAUCUCAGAGAAGGGAAACUCAAGUAAUGUGAUGAGCAAAAGACAGAUCCAGUGUGAGAUAAAAGGUUCUGAUUCAGCCAGGAAUGGAGAACAUUGGAUCAAAACAGAUGCAGAGUGUAAGUUCAACAUAAUUCACACAUAUAUGUUUGCAUGAUUCUAUACAUGUUUGAUGGAAGAAUGUGAUUAUUACUUCCAUUAUCUGAGCUAAAUGAAGAGGCUCAGUAAUAUGCGGAACAAUUGCUUGAUAACUAAACUCCAGUACUCUGAGAUUUCAAACAUAGCACAGGCAUUCAUGCCUUUUUUGUUUCAACCUAAUUGCAUUGCACAAUUGUUUUGCAGACUUUGUGUUGGAGCUGUAGCAAAUGGGAUCAGAAGAAAUGCAUACAUUGUGCGAGUGUGUUUUCAGUUAUACAAUGCAUGGGUGCUUGCUGUGUGAUUAAGGCUGAUGUAUUCAAAACAUUACUGCAAAAGUUAAUCUUGUGUUAAUCUUUGAUAAUAAAUUUUACAGGUUGCGUGAUC
Tarenaya hassleriana is the source of this 1525-nucleotide messenger RNA. RefSeq names its product protein LAZY 1. The coding region runs from base 87 to 1160 and encodes 357 amino acids. The transcript is spliced from 4 exons. Gene Ontology annotation, biological process: regulation of auxin polar transport; gravitropism. Lineage: Eukaryota; Viridiplantae; Streptophyta; Magnoliopsida; Brassicales; Cleomaceae. The record is from RefSeq and is a predicted model, not a curated record.